AGCAGUAGAACUUUUAUUUCGAUUCAGUGUCUAGUCAACGCUUGUCAUUCUGUUAACAACCCGAAAACUUUACCAUUCCUUUGUUCUGUCUCGAUCGUGUUACCGUUAGCUGUUGUUCAUAGGCUUUGUUAAUCAUCGAAGUCACGCUGGUUUACAAUCUCGCAUGCAUCGGGGGUGCUUAUCAGCAGAAAGUCAUUCGCACUGUUAUCGGAGAUUAUAUUUUCUGCGGCACCCUUCCCAGUGAAGUUCGCACUGUCGACGUAAUCGUAAGCGGUCAGCAGCCACCAUGGAACCACACCUGUGCCUCGUAACGGGAUCGAUUGAUCGGGUGUUCACGGGCCGACCACCGUGGCAGAUCGUUGCCAUAACGACAACCAGCGUGCUCGGCACAAUCUGGCUGUGUCAGGUUCUGUUUCAGGACGAAAGCCUCUAUCAGCGGGCGAAGAAGAAGGUAUUUAAACUAGCGCGACUCAUUCCGGCCGUCCGACGCAAAGUGGAGGCGGAAACUGCGAAAAUCAACGACAGCUUUGUGAAGGACAUUAGCCAGUCGGGGAACUACUACACCGAGCUGCCGCACGAUGGGCUGGGACAGGAGGAAAUACUCACGAAGGUCGAUGACUACCUCGAGCUGGGCCACUAUCGGUGGAAGGAAGGGUUUAUUUCCGGAGCCGUGUAUUACUACGAUCCCAAGUUGAUCGAGCUGGUGACGAGCGUUUACGGAAAAGCAUCGUACACGAACCCACUGCACCCGGACGUGUUCCCCGGGGUUUGCAAAAUGGAAGCAGAAGUAAUACGAAUGACGGCGACGUUGUUCCACGGUGGACCGGAAACGUGCGGCACUAUGACCACCGGUGGCACCGAGUCGAUCAUGAUGGCUUGCAAAGCGUAUCGGGACUACGCCCGUGAAUCGCGCGGCAUUACCAAACCCAACAUGGUCCUAUCGGUCACGGCACACAGUGGUUUCGAUAAGGCGGCCAAAUAUUUGGGUAUCUUCACGAAGGUGGUGCCGAUCGAUAAGAACACUACUGAGGUGGACAUUCGGGCGAUGGAACGGGCGAUCAAUCGGAACACGGUCAUGCUGGUCGGUUCGGCGCCAAACUUCCCGUACGGAACGAUGGACGACAUCGAAGCGAUUGCUGCGCUCGGUCGCAAAUACAACAUUCCCGUGCACGUGGAUGCUUGUCUCGGCGGGUUUUUGAUCGUAUUCAUGAAACGGGCCGGCUAUCCGGUGCGUCCGUUCGACUUCAGCAUUCCCGGCGUUACGAGCAUUUCGGCCGACACGCACAAGUACGGCUUCACGCCGAAGGGUUCCUCGGUGAUACUCUACUCGGCCAAGGUGUACCGUCACCACCAGUACACCGUUACGACCGAUUGGCCCGGCGGUGUUUACGGAUCACCGACGGUGAAUGGGUCGCGCGCCGGUGGCGUCAUCGCAGCCACCUGGGCCACGAUGAUGCACUUCGGGCUUGAUGGUUACGUCGAGGCAACGAAGCGAAUCAUCGAUACCACGCGGCACAUUGAACAGCAGUUGCGUGGAAUGAAAAAUAUCUACAUCUUCGGAACACCGGCCACCAGUGUGAUUGGAAUAGGUUCGAAAGACUUCGACAUCUACUUGCUGGCCGGCGAGAUGAAUAGUUUGGGCUGGAAUUUGAAUUCCCUCCAGUUCCCCUCUGGAAUACAUAUCUGUGUGACGUACAUGCACACGCAGUCCGGUGUGGCGGACAAGUUUGUCGAAGACGUACGCUCGAAGAUAGUCGACAUCAUGCGCAACCCUUCCAAGCCCGUAGAAGGCAAGAUGGCCAUAUACGGUGCGGCACAGUUUGUGCCAGACCGUGAGCUGAUUGGUGAAUUUACACGUUGUUUCAUCGAUUCCUUGUUUUAUACGCCCGUGGACAAGCUGGCCAAGUAGAGGACGGCUACCAAGCAGGACGUACAACCAACAUUACCAAUCAUGAAACAUCACAAAUCCACGAACAGCAAUUAAAGUUGAUUAUAUGUAAUGUUGUACAAACCAAACGAUUUCGAAAAAUAG
Messenger RNA from Anopheles cruzii, 2032 nucleotides. RefSeq names its product sphingosine-1-phosphate lyase (gene Sply). Gene Ontology annotation, molecular function: sphinganine-1-phosphate aldolase activity; pyridoxal phosphate binding. Gene Ontology annotation, biological process: carboxylic acid metabolic process; sphingolipid catabolic process. The transcript has 3 exons. The record is from RefSeq and is a predicted model, not a curated record. Lineage: Eukaryota; Metazoa; Arthropoda; Insecta; Diptera; Culicidae. Bases 287 to 1909 code for a protein of 540 amino acids. Gene Ontology annotation, cellular component: endoplasmic reticulum.